Molecule: messenger RNA, 963 nt
Organism: Drosophila montana
Lineage: Eukaryota; Metazoa; Arthropoda; Insecta; Diptera; Drosophilidae
Product: NTF2-related export protein-like
Exons: 3
Coding region: 468-869 (133 amino acids)
Biological process (GO): poly(A)+ mRNA export from nucleus
Cellular component (GO): nuclear pore central transport channel
Source: RefSeq, a predicted model, not a curated record
AUAAUUUAAAGCAGCAAAUGCACAUGCAAAUAUUUUCUUAUUGAGCUUUUUGCUAGGUGUUUUUCCCGGGUUGCGAGAGAGCAAAGAAGAAAUAGUAUGAUUUUACUCUGUGGGUGAAAAGAACUAUUGCUUUUAAAUUGCUUGCAAAAUGAUGUGGGAAUCUUAAGAAUUACUCCCAAAUAAUUGAAACAAUAUCGUUCGAGUUAAUUUGUUUUAUUGGUGCAUUUUGUUGCAGAAAUAAUACAAAGUUAACAGAUCUUAAACAUCUCCAAUUGGCGCUUGUGUUGUUGCUCUGUCUGUUGGUCCAGGGAAUUCAACGCACCAUUUGCUGCCUGCCUGCAAAGGUAUUUAAAAUUGUGAAUUGAACUUUGUCAUUUAAAGCGCAGCCAACUUCGCUGCAAGCCGUCAAUCGAUAUCUGCAAAUUGCAGUUCUCCUCUUUCCGAGAUAACGUUUAAAUAAAAAACAAAUGGAUACACUGGACGAUGAGAUAGAUCCCAUAGUAGAGCACUGCUAUCAGACGACCGCUGACUUUGCGGAUCUGUACUAUAACUUUAUUGACAGUCGACGCGAUAGAAUGGGCUAUUUCUAUUUGGACAGUGCCAAAUUGACCUGGAAUGACAACGAUAUACUGGGCCGUCAGGCCAUCCAAAGGGUAUUCUUGGACUUGCCGCCGUCGCGUCAUGAACUGCAAACGCUGGACUCGCAGCCGUUCCUCUACUCCUUGGGGGGUCAGCCCACGUACAUCAUUAUGAGCAGUGGAACGGUCUUGUACGUUGGGCAGCCAUUGCGAGCUUUUAAUCAGUCCUUUGUUAUAGCCUAUGAGCAUAACAAAUGGAGUAUCACCUCGGAUUGUUAUCGCCUGUUGUAGUUUGUUUGAUUAUCAAUUGAUGUACAAAAAACAUAUUAUAAAUAAAAUGAUGUUAUCGAAGCUAUUGUCAGUAGUGAGGCAUAGCAACAACUAA